Molecule: messenger RNA, 4893 nt
Organism: Schizosaccharomyces cryophilus OY26
Lineage: Eukaryota; Fungi; Ascomycota; Schizosaccharomycetes; Schizosaccharomycetales; Schizosaccharomycetaceae
Product: SWI/SNF chromatin-remodeling complex subunit snf22
Exons: 2
Coding region: 1-4893 (1630 amino acids)
Biological process (GO): positive regulation of transcription by RNA polymerase II
Cellular component (GO): nucleus
Molecular function (GO): ATP binding; histone binding; DNA binding
Source: RefSeq, a predicted model, not a curated record
AUGUCGACACCUUAUGUGAAUCCAAGCUUUUUACGAGGGCUGACCAAAGAAAAUGUACAAUAUACGGCUCGUUUACAGCAGAUCUCUCAGCAGAACCAACUUUCUCAGACUGCAAACAUUGGGUCUUCAGCUAUCAAUGAAAAUAUUAGUAGAGACCAAAAUCCGAUACUUUCACGUGCGUCUCCGGCUCUACCUAACAUACAUCAUAAUCAUGCUUCCAAUACUGUCGCACCUUCCUCAGUCCCCCCAGAUGCUUCUGCAAAUCUCAUAAACACAGGUGAUGAGGUGUCUCAGCCCGAUUCAUCCUACCCUCUUCAAGGUAACACUACUACUUCUAGCUCGCUUUUUCCUAAUAGUUAUCCCGCAAACGUUUCAAGUGGUAAUGCUAUGAAUCCACUUAAUUAUUAUCGCUCCAAUCUUCAUAAUACGGAUUCGCCCAUGAAUGCAAAUGUUAGUAAUAUGAUGCCCAACCAAUAUGUUGGCCCCCAGUCAUUAGAUUCAUCCUUCAGAGGUAACCCUUCGGGUUCUAUAUACGAUAAUCCCAUUGAUUCUACUUCAUUAGGAAAUGGAAAUCGUCCUCCAUCAGUGCCUAGAAACCAAACUCCUUCCUUUGAUCAGAAUUUAAACAUGAAUUCAUAUACUGGUAAAAGGUUAAGUAGUACAGUUCCUAUGCAGCCCAUCGUGGACAGACGAACCUCUUUAUCCGUAAAUCCUCGACGUUCUUCGACUCCUGGGUCAUCUAUGCCAACUCCACCGUAUACAAACUAUAAAGGAGAAAGUCUUCCACCGCAUCCUAUCACUUAUUCUCCUUCUUUUCCUUCUCAACCAAACUUUCCCACCCCUGGUAAUGUGAGUAUGGACAGCGCUUCAGUACCUCCUCACUAUUCUUAUGGGCGUCCAUCAAUUUCUUCAAACUACCCUGGUGACUCAAUGAAUGGAAAUCCAUAUGUUCCCUCAGAAAAUACACUAAAAACUGGUGCUUCGGUAGCUUCUGGUGGUCCUCAAGUGGCCCCAGCGUCUUCUCCUUCUCCAAAUAUGUCUUCUUUAGAUUCCACCUCAAAAAAAGAGUCUGUUACCAACCGUUUGCAACUGAAUCAAGGUAGAUCACCGGCUAUGAACGCAAGAAAUCCAUAUACACCCUCUAUGCCAAAACCAUCUCCCGUUCCUUUCAGCCCCGCUCAGCUUUCCUUGCUAAAGAAUCAAAUAAUGGCUUAUAAUUCCUUGAAUUCUCCAUUCGGCCAAAUUCCACAGCCUAUUCAGAAAGCUGUAUUUGGUAAAACCCUUCCUGAGGUUCCGGAAAAUCCAUUGGUAAACCAGCAAACCCAGUCAAAGCAAACGAAAGUAGCGAAUCCUUUGACUUCUUCACUGUUACAAAAACAACCAACAUCUGCAGAUAUGCACUUUGCUCGAAAGCCCAAUUCCCAGCCCCAGUUGGAGACUGCAAGGUUAAAUCCAAAGGCUGAGAGAGGCUCUUUUUCACCUCAUAUACCCAAAAGUGAAGAUACUGUGAAACCAGUAGUUCCUUCAGUUGAUUAUUCGUCUUGUAUCAAUCCUAAUAGCUACAUUCAAGCUCCUAUUUCGUAUGAGAAAUUUUCUUCCGGUGAUAACUUAAAGUUAAUUCCCUCUUUACUUUCUUCUGGACUACCUUGGGAUUUUAUUUUUCGUAAUUCAGAGGUGGCUAUUGCCUGCUCAGUUGGUAAUAGAAUUAAUUCUCUGGAAGAUCUUUCUGUAACUAAAGGGGAGACCAACUUUUCCGAAAAAGAAAGUUUAGAUACAAAGCAGAUGAUAGAAUUACGAUGUCUACGAUUAUUACAAAAGCAAAGAAAUUUACGCAAUGCUGUUUCUUCGACAGUUCAACAGUCGGAAACAUUGGCGGCUGGUAAUCUAAGGAGUAUGUUUCGAACAGUCAAACAUCAAAGUUUACGGGAAGCAAAUGCAACUUUAGCUGUUGCAGAACAGCAAAAUAAUGCCCAUGUUUUAAAACAAAAGGAAAAGCUUUUUUCCCAGCUUAGGUCAAUAUUGCAACACGGGCAGUCAAUAGCAAAAAAAGCGUCUGUACGAAAGCAAAAGUCUACUCAUAUAGGCAAAGAUGUUAUGUCCUUACAUGCUCACUUAGAAAAAGAGGAGAAGAAACGUAUCGAAAGAAGUGCCCGGGAAAGGUUGCAAGCAUUGCGUGCUGACGAUGAGGCCGCUUACCUAGAAUUGGUUGAUAAAGCUAAGGAUAGUAGAAUUACUCAUUUACUUCGACAAACCGAUUCUUAUCUUGAAUCUUUAACUGAAGCGGUGAGACUACAACAAUCAACUAUUUUUAGUGGUGACACUUCUGGAAAAGGAUUAAAAGAACCUUUUACUGCAUCAAAUGAAGAUGAAGAUAAAAUCAGUGUGGACUACUAUAAUGUUGCUCACCGGAUUCAUGAGGAAGCUGAACAACCCAAUAUAUUUGUUGGAGGUAAUUUAAAGGAUUAUCAGCUUAAAGGCUUAGAGUGGAUGCUAUCUUUAUAUAAUAACAAUUUAAACGGUAUUUUAGCCGACGAGAUGGGUUUAGGUAAAACCGUACAGACAAUUGCUUUCAUCACUUACCUGCUUGAGAAAAAGAAUCAACCAGGCCCUUUCCUAAUCAUUGUUCCUCUUUCAACUUUAACUAACUGGAAUCUUGAGUUUGAAAAAUGGGCACCGAGCGUUCAAAAAAUUACUUACAGAGGACCCCCGCAGUUAAGAAAAUCAUUACAAGCCCAAAUCAAAAGUAAUAAUUUUCAUGUUUUGCUAACCACCUUUGACUAUAUUAUUAAAGACAGACCGUUACUCUCAAAAGUUAAAUGGUUACAUAUGAUUAUUGAUGAAGGCCAUCGAAUGAAGAAUACUCAAUCAAAGUUGACUAGUACUCUGUGUUAUUAUUAUCAUUCACAGUAUCGCUUGAUUUUGACUGGUACGCCUUUACAAAACAACCUUCCUGAACUUUGGGCUCUUCUAAACUUUGUAUUGCCGAAGAUUUUUAAUUCUGUCAAGAGUUUUGAUGAAUGGUUUAAUACCCCUUUUGCUAAUACCGGUGGUCAAGACAAAUUUGAGCUUACUGAAGAAGAAUCUUUGUUGGUUAUCAAACGUCUUCAUAAAGUACUAAGACCGUUCUUGUUUCGGAGACUAAAGAAAGACGUUGAAAGUGAACUUCCCGAUAAAGUUGAAAAAGUUAUAAAAUGCCCUCUUUCCGGUUUGCAGUUAAAGCUUUACCAACAAAUGAAAAGGCAUGGUAUGCUGUUUGUAGCUGGUGAUAGGGGAAAAACCGGGAUGAAAGGACUUCAGAACACUGUUAUGCAGUUAAAAAAGAUUUGUAAUCAUCCUUUCAUAUUUGAAGAAGUUGAAAAAGCCAUUGACCCCCUGGGUACCAAUUAUGACUUACUAUGGAGAUCUGCCGGUAAGUUUGAGCUUUUAGAUCGAAUCUUCCCGAAGUUAUUUCAGACUGGUCAUAAAACUUUGAUGUUCUUUCAGAUGACUCAAAUUAUGACUAUAAUGGAAGAUUACUUACGUUAUCGUAAUUGGAAGUAUUUGCGGUUAGAUGGUUCUACUAAAUCUGAGGAUCGCUCUUCGCUUUUAUCACAAUUUAACGAUCCGUCCUCUGAUGUCUAUGUGUUUAUGCUUAGCACCAGAGCAGGUGGUUUAGGAUUAAACUUGCAAGCCGCUGAUACCGUCAUCAUUUUCGAUACUGAUUGGAACCCGCACCAAGAUUUGCAAGCUCAGGAUCGAGCUCAUCGAAUUGGUCAAACCAAAGAAGUUAGAAUUUUGCGGCUUAUCAGCGAAAAAUCUAUAGAAGAAAACAUCUUGUCUAGAGCACAGUUUAAAUUAGAUCUCGAUGGUAAGGUUAUUCAAGCCGGCAAAUUCGAUAAUAAAUCAACACCUGAAGAACGCGAGGCUUUCCUUCGUUCUUUGUUAGAACAUGAUGGUGAUGAGGAUAAUGACUUGAGUUACAGCGAGCUGCAAAAUGAUGAGUUAAAUGAACUUAUUUCAAGAACAGAUGACGAACUUGAACUGUUUCGUACGAUAGACCAAGAACGUGCUAUUAAAGACAUCUAUGGAAAGGGAAAGCCCUUCGAUCGCUUACUUUCUGUCAAUGAACUACCUGAAAUUUAUAGAGCCGAAGUUGAUCAUGUUGUGCAGGAGGCAUCAACAGAUAUGCCUUUAGACGCUGGACGUCAGAAAAGGCAUAGAGCUUCGGUCAGUUAUGCUGAACCAGGUUUCGAAGAUGUAUUUGAAGAAGGAAACAGGAAUGAUAUGCCCCGUCGUCGUGGUAGACCGAGGAAGAAAGUUGCUUUGGAUAAUCUUAAUUAUUCUGGACCUUUGGUUUACGAGUCGCGUUCGAACAAAAGAACAAGUGAAGUCCCUUCUACGCACAAGUACAAGGCUCUUCAAAGGUGUUUGAAAGAGAUCUACGAAAGCCUCUUUUAUCUUCAAGACGAAAGCGGUCGUAUGAUUAAUGGAUUAUUCUUGUACCCGCCCAGUCGUAAGCUAUACCCAGAUUAUUAUGUUAUCAUCAAACAUCCAAUUGCCCUUGGUAAGAUUGGACGAAAUAUAAAGAAUAAUAAAUACACAGAUUUGCAGGGUUUGGUUUCGGAUUUCAUGCUUAUGUUUAGCAAUGCCUACACCUACAAUGAAGAGAAUUCUCCUGUAUAUGAGGACGCCAAAUACAUGGAGCGAACUCUUACGAGCUUGAUGAAAAAAAUUGAAGAAGAGAACAUUCUUGAGAAUUACGAAAAGGAAGAGUUAGCUAAAGAGAAAGUUGAGCCUAAAGAUGAUUUUGAAAAAGAUCCUAUAGAAAUGGAAGAAUCCAAUAUGGAUAUUGUUGCUAACGAGACGGAGUUUGAAAUGGAUCAGGAUUUUGAUGAGCUAACUUCUGAAGAGUAA